GGUGAGGCGGGACGGGGCGGGUCUGGCGGCGUCCUGCCGCCCGCAGUCGGGCUUAGGAAGGCGUGAGGGACGGAACCGGUGAGCGUGAGCAGCAAGUGUCGUGUCAUCCUCCCCCGUGUGAAAGGCCACCGUUCAAGAUGCCCGCCAACGUCAACAAGGUGCUGGGCCACAAAGAGCUUAAGCAGCAGAACCUCUACCGCGCCCUAGCGGCCGAGUGCCUGGGCACGCUGCUGCUCAACUUCUUCGGCGUCAUCUCCUGCGUCAAGACCAGCCCCCUCAAGAACGACCUCGUCGAGGUUUCGCUCACGUUUGGGCUCGUCGUCUUUGCCGUCGUCCAGGUGUUCGGACACGUGUCCGGGGCCCACGUGAACCCGGCCGUGACCGUGGGGAUGCUGGCCACGGGCAAGACCCCCGUCAUCCGGGGGAUCCUGUACAUCAUCGCCCAGAGCGUCGGCGCCAUCAUAGGCACAGGACUCGUCAAGGCUGUCACCCCCGAGUCCUUCACCGAGGUCCUCGGCAACACCAAGCUCACCGCCAAGGGGAUCACAACGGCGCAGGGCUUCGGCGUCGAGUUCCUGCUCGGCUUUGUCCUGGUGCUGGUCGUGUUCGCCGUCUGCGACCCCAACCGGCCCGAGUGCAAGUACGCCGCGCCCCUCGCCAUCGGCCUCACCGUCGCCCUGGGACACCUCGCCACCAUUGACUACACCGGAUCGUCAAUGAACCCGGCUCGCUCCCUCGGCUCCGCCGUUCUCACCUCGGACUUUGAGCACCACUGGGUUUACUGGCUCGGACCCUGCGCCGGAGGUAUGGCUGCAGGUCUCCUGUACACAUUCGUGUUUGCCGCCCCCGUGCCCACUCAGUCGCAGACCACCUACACCGUCGUCAGCACCAGCGACAAGGAGGGCGUACACGAUGAAGCAGUCCGGAGGUUAUCCAAGCAGAUGCUGAGGAACUAUCGCCGAGCCAAGUCCAUAGACGACCGAAUCUACCCUUGACAACAACAUAAUCGUACACUGCUACAAAGUGAAACUCCACAUGAAGCGAUUGGAUGACGAGCCCUGAGAAGGGUUCUAUUUUUGGUCAAAAACCGUUGCUUUUUGCGCCAAGUAGUGUGAUAGCAACGCGUUUCGCCAACAAGGUGCUAUUUCUGCAAACUAUUGCCACUCUGGCAGAAUAUUUCCCCUCUUCCUUUCAGGAGAAGGGGCGUUUCUUUGUUUUCAAUGAGAAAUGUGCUUUUGUGUCUAACUUCUGAUUUAGAAUUUCUUUUAAAAGCAUCAUAUGGUAUGUGUAGGUAUGUGCACCAAAGAAUCUGAAUAUAUGUUUAUUCAAAGACAAGCAUGAAACUUGUUGUAAGAUUUAAUUUAAACAUUUCGAAAAAAAAAUGGAAACUGUAAUACUAUGCCUUACAGAUAUUGCCUAUAGAUGGCACAGUUGCACAAAUUAAAUAUGUUAAAUAUGUGCCAGUCAACAGUAAAAUUUACAGUUUCUUUUGUGUAGGAUGUGUCGUAACAAGCACUGUGUUUGUGCCACACUAUGUUUUGUGCUCGUAACUUUUUUCUACGAUUACUAUUAUUGUGUUCAUUUGAUUAGCUAAGUUAAGGCUACUUCAUUACCUCACGAAGAAAUUGUUAUUUCAUGUCCUGUCAUCAUAUCAAUUUAUUGAUCAAGAUAAUUGCUUGAAUACCGUCCAUUUUGUAAUAUGUAAAAGAACUGUUUCGUCACUAGAACCAUGACUAUGAUCAACUCGAUUCGAGUAAUUAAACAUGUCAAGAUCUCUUCCUUCUAUUUUCGGAGAGCUUCCAUUCGCUUUUCACGCAUCAUGUGAUAUAUGUUGCUAUAUUAAUUUAUUUUUUUGAUGUUUUAGCUAAAUGUUCUAUCCGUCGUUUUCAAGUGAAAUGGGAUGGUCCGUGAAUGAUAAUGUGUUGAGCGCGGUACUGCCUCGUUGUCUAAUAAACAAUCUUAAUUAAAACAAA
Frankliniella occidentalis (western flower thrips) is the source of this 1973-nucleotide messenger RNA. Its product is annotated as aquaporin AQPAn.G. Lineage: Eukaryota; Metazoa; Arthropoda; Insecta; Thysanoptera; Thripidae. The transcript has 8 exons. The coding region runs from base 138 to 995 and encodes 285 amino acids. Gene Ontology annotation, biological process: transmembrane transport. Gene Ontology annotation, cellular component: plasma membrane. The record is from RefSeq and is a predicted model, not a curated record. Gene Ontology annotation, molecular function: water channel activity.